Molecule: messenger RNA, 4328 nt
Organism: Micropterus salmoides (largemouth bass)
Lineage: Eukaryota; Metazoa; Chordata; Actinopteri; Centrarchiformes; Centrarchidae
Product: CD209 antigen-like protein C
Exons: 8
Coding region: 1565-2296 (243 amino acids)
Source: RefSeq, a predicted model, not a curated record
AAACGUCUUAUAGGUUGAUUGUGCAGCAGUUUAUUAAGACCAAGAUUUACGCUUUUUUGUUAGGCUGCAGCCCUUUAGUGGCCCUCAGGAGGAAGUCAGGUGACAAAGUAUAAAGAGCAAGCAAUUCAAGAUGGUAAACGAUGGGUCAAACGAAGGACUUUCACCCAGGAGACCAGAGAUCACGUCAAAUGCGAAACCAAAAAUUUGUCACUGAUCUGAACAAGAAUGGAGACUCCUGGAUUGGUCUACAGGCCACAGAAAAACGGACACCAACAGGAUGGAUACGGGAAUGGGAGUGGGUGGACAGCUCGCCACUGACAGAAACGUUCUGGGCCGUAGGAUUGCCACAGCAGCACUGGGACCAGUACGCUGCAUGCUGCAAUCAAUAUGGGCAAUGGACACAGAGCAUAUACUAUAACCAAAAGAACUGGAUAUGUGAGAAAUAAGCGUCUUGUUUUUCUUGAUGACACAGUGGUAUAGAGUUGGGGACACAUACAGCAUGUUUCUUAGCUUUUUUAAUGCCUUUAUUUUUGACAUGAUUAACAUUGGUCCCAAAUCUUCAAUCUUUUUUCUCUGCUCCUCUACACUGUUUUGGAUCUAUUAUUAUCUGCAUGUAGCAGAACAAAGACUUUAUUCAAUCUAGCUGCACUUAAAGGCCGGGUCUGUUAUUCUGAAGAAAUCCAAAACCGUGACAAAUAUCAUGAUCUUUAGCGAACAGUGACACAGCAAGUUAUGUAACUACUGUUAGCCAAGUUAUGAGUUGGCAAACAGUUGUUGCUGCAAAGCUAACAUGAAGUCAACGUGAACGGAGUAUGAGAUUGUCCCAAAGACAGCACACCAGGUCCAUACAGCGAUACUUGCAACUCUUCUUCUAUCGAUAUCACAACAACAUGUCUUGGCAAACUAGAAAGUAAGCUAAAUGUCUGUGGGCAAUUAAUUAAGCAUUACCUGACACACAUCAUGGCGAUAAUAGUGUUGUGUGGAUCGCUUAGAGCAACUUUGUUUCACAUUUACAGAACCAGGUCUGAGUACAAACACUGUACUUUAUUUAAGCACACACAGAGCGCACGACAAGUGGACCGUGAUGACAAAGUGAAUCUGACAAAAACACAUGUUUUGGAUUAGAAUAAGGUAAUGACGACAUACCCUGCAUGUGUGUCAGUAAGGAAGAUAUUCUGUCAUCUUUCUUUUAUUAUAAAAAUUUGUUUAACGUCUUUAGGUUAUCAUCAUGAUUGACCCAUUAAAGCUCAAAUCAAACUUGUUGUCUGUGAGUAUUCUGUAAGGGGAACCAUGAAUGCAGCUAUGCACAAGUGUAUGUGAGCACAUACCUCUGUUGUUGGUUUGUAAUUCCUUAAUGUCCACAGAAAAUCAACUUUCAACUUAAACUAUCUAAAAGUAUAUUUGAUGUCUAAAUUCAAGUCAAGUGGGGCAAUCAAAUCAACAGACAAAUAUGUUUUGGUGUGCAGUGGUUUGUCCUGCUCUCACUUCCUGUAUUGAAGCCGCCCAACUCCAAGACAAACAAGCAGACAGUGAAACGGUUCAGUAAAGUUUUCAGUUUUUCAAAAUGCCUGCAAGUAUUAUCCUUGCUGCACCAGAUUCAAGCUUGAAUGUGAGAUAUACCGAAAGAGUUCAAGAGAACAGACGAGCAGGAGAGGAGAAUGAGGUGGAGAUCUCAGAGGAUGAAGAGCAUCACACUGAUCCUGGGUCACAACAAGCAAGACCACAGACUCUAAAGAAUCGUGUCAAAAGAAGAUGUUUUACUGCAGCGACUCUGGGAGUGAUGUAUCUUCUGAUAUUGGCUGGAGUCUUCAUACGCUAUAUUUCAGUCACUUUGGAAAAUGACCAGCUGCAGGCCAGAUACAACAAACUGUACAACAACUACAGCGAGCUGCAGGGGAAAGUUUCAGGGAAGUGGUGUCCUAAAGAAUGGAAGAGAUUUGGAUGCAGCUGUUACUUUAAAUCCAAUGAGAACAAGUCUUGGUCUGACAGCAGAAGUGACUGUCAAAGGAAAGGAGCAGAUCUGGUUGUCAUAAACAACAAAGAGGAACAGGAUUUCAUCAUUGGGCUGAACAAGGAUGGAGAUUCCUGGAUUGGUCUACUGGCCAUGGAAAAAUGGACACAGACAAAACGGGUAUGGGAAUGGGAAUGGGUGGACAGCUCGCCGCUGACAGAAACGUUCUGGGCAGCAGGAUUGUCACACCAGCCCUGGAUCCAAUACACCGCAUGCUGCAAUCAACAAGGACAAUGGACACAAAGCGGAUUUUAUGUUCUUAAGAACUGGAUCUGUGAGAAAUAGACUUGUUUUCAUCUGAAGACCAAAGAAAGAUGACAAGGAUAAAAUGUAUUACACAUCCCAUGGUGUUUCAUGUGCAUGAAACAGAGCAAAUUCUUCAUUUAAUCUUGCUGCAAGUAAUAAUAAGAUACUCUGCAUGUCUGUUAGUAAGAUUUUUCAGUUUGUUUUGGCAUUUUAAGUUUCUUAUCAUCGUAGAACCAUUCAAACCUAAACCAAAACUUGUCAUGUAGUUCCGUUUACCAGACAGAACAAAAAUAACUUUCCAGUCAAUACGUCACCUUUCCUGUGAGAUGCAUGUGUGUGAGUGCACUGUAUGAGGAACCAGGAAUGCAGCAAUGCACAUUUGUGUAUGUGAGCACAUACACCUGCUGUUGAGUGAAAAAUGUGUAUGUGUAUUUCCUCAAUGGCAUUGACAACAAGAAUCUUUAUUUUUCUGGAUCAAAUAUACUUAUUUAUACACCUGUAGUUUGUCUAAAUUGGGAUUAAAUUAAGUGGGGUUCUUUAAUUAACAGUAACAAAUGUGUUUGGUGUGCAUCUGUGUUAGUAGUUUGUCCUGCUCUCACUUCCCCAACUCAAACAAGCAGACAGUGAAACAGUUCAGUAAGAGUUUCAGUUUUUCAAAAUAUCUGCUGCACCAGAUUUAAGCUUGAAUGUGAGAUAUACCAGAAGAGUUCAAGAAAACAGAGCAGCGGGAGAGGGAAAUGAGAUGGAGCCCUCAGAGGAUGAAGAGCAUCACACUGAUCUUGGGUCACAAAAAUGCAAGAAGUCUGAAAUAAUGUUGUAAAAGGGAAGUUGAUAUACAUUUUUGUGUGGAUAUAGUAUAGUUAGUUAUUGAGUAAACUGAUUAUUCAAUCAGUCAUCAUUCACAAUGGUCCAUUAUCAAGUGUCCUGGUGCUGUAAUCUGGUGCCACAAGAGUCAAUAUUCACAUAGAAACUCCCCAGUUCAUAGUGGCCACUUAAAUGUUUUCUAUGUAGUUUGCCUCGGUAGGACCACAGACUUUUUGGAAUCAUUUCGAACGAGUUUAAUUUAAUUUAGAGAUUCUGAAAGAUAAACAAAUAAGCCCAGUAACAUACUGAAAUCAACAUCAUUGUUAUAGGACUUUAUACACAACACAGUUGAUUUGAAGUACUUGGGAAUCGGUGCAUGGAUCACCGCUGACAAUAAGGUGAUCACAACUGUGUUGUCUGGUGUUUACUGUUUAUUUACUAUAUAUAUGUAUAUGAAAAUAAAACCACUGGUCCCAACUCCUAGUUGACACUGCACUUCAGUAUUUUACCACGUGAGGGCGCCUGCUGAUUGAAGUUUAUAUACUUCUUUGCGGACCUUUAUUUUCCGGCCAAAAAUGGUGAAAAGUAGUACUUAAACUAAUACAAAAAAUGUCUGAGGUCUGAAAUUCAAACUAAUCUUUUUCGAACUCCUGUAACUUCUAAUGUGUGGGAAAGUUGCGAUGAACAAAUAAGCUGGACACCCAGCAGAAAGAAGUGAUCUGGAUCUGUGAGAAGUUGAUGUGAAAUGUGUCCCCAUAAUAACUAUACAUGAAAUUAAUAAAGUUGUUGUGGGAUUACUGUAAAGUCAAACCAAAAAAAUAAAAGGUAGGUUGUAGGUUUUGCAUAGUUUGUAUCACUAAAGGGAUUAAUAAUGUUUAAUUAAGUUUGGUUGGGUUAAGAUGUGAUAAUAAUUCCACUGCUGACGAAAGUCACAGUAAAGCAAAAGUGAGAGGUUAAAGACAUUUACAUGGUUGCAAAAACAGACAAUUCCCCAUUACUAUUAUUAUAUUAAUGAAUGUCCAACUAUCUAGACACAAUGGUGGGAAUAUGAUUUUUAUUUUUACUCCUUAAAACUGGUUCCUGACUCAACUACACAAGUGAAGAUUCAAUGUUGUUAAAGUGAAAGAUCCAAGAUAAGAACAACCAGCAGCUUGCUAAUCUGAUACAGCACGAAACCCAACUGAUAAGUACUGCACACAAAUGUUGCACAAUUUUAACAAUAUGGUUCACUGCACUGCUCCAGAAAAUGUACAAAUAGUGAACCGAC